Python bivittatus (Burmese python) is the source of this 6060-nucleotide messenger RNA. It is a transcript of the gene IQGAP3, whose product is annotated as IQ motif containing GTPase activating protein 3. Gene Ontology annotation, biological process: regulation of GTPase activity; mitotic actomyosin contractile ring assembly actin filament organization. Gene Ontology annotation, molecular function: actin filament binding; calmodulin binding; GTPase activator activity. The record is from RefSeq and is a predicted model, not a curated record. Gene Ontology annotation, cellular component: cell cortex. Lineage: Eukaryota; Metazoa; Chordata; Lepidosauria; Squamata; Pythonidae.
UGCAUCUCUUAGAUGCCAUCUCUGGGGAUGGAAGGAGAGAAUCAGCAGAAGGAGUUCCAGCUGCGGACCUCCUGGAGUGUGGUCUUGGGGAUGAAGUUCUUUCUGGUUUCCACAGAUGAACGUCUCACAGCAGAGGAAAUGGAUGAGAGGAGGCAUCAGAACAUCGCCUACCAGUAUCUCUGCCACCUGGAGGAGGCUAAGCGCUGGAUAGAAGCUUGCUUGAAAGAGCCUCUGCCCCCUCCCACGGAGCUGGAGGAGAGUCUGCGAAAUGGUGUCACCCUGGCCAAGCUCGGGCAUUUCUUUGCUCCCGACGUGUGUCCCUUGGGGAAGAUCUACGAUCUUGACCAGGCCCGAUUCCAGGCCUGCGGGCUACAUUUCCGUCACACGGACAACAUCAACCGAUGGCGGGACGCCAUGAGUCGUGUCGGGCUACCUGUGAUCUUCCACCCUGAGACAACCGACAUCUACGACAAGAAGAACAUGCCUCGCGUGGUGUAUUGCAUCCAUGCCUUGAGCUUAUACCUGUUCAAGCGUGGGCUGGCUCCCCAGAUUCAGGAUUUGUAUGGAAAAGUUGACUUUACAGAUGAAGAAAUAAACCACAUGAAAGGGGAACUAGAGAAAUAUGGCUUGCAACUUCCCUCCUUCAGCAAGAUUGGUGGGAUCCUGGCUAAAGAGCUCUCAGUAGACGAGGCAGCUGUGCACGCUGCCAUCCUGGCGAUCAACAACGCAAUAGACGUGGGGGUUGUGGCAGAGACCGUGGCGGCUUUGUGCAACCCCAGCGCCAUGCUGGCUGGCCUGCAGGAGAGCCUGGGGGCCUCCUACCAGGAAGAGCUCUUCCGGGCCAAAGUGGAGAAGGCUCAGAACACAAAGAAUCAGCAUCUGCAAAAGACACCGGAUGGCGAAGACAUUUACGAUCGGUGUUUGACCCAAGCUGAAAUCCAAGGCAGCAUCCAUCUGGUGAACAUCAGGAGUGCCCUGGAGGCGGUCGAUGAUGCACUGGACGCCGAGGACCCCCAGACUCUGUACCACGUUUUGCAAGACCCCGUCCUGGCCCUGAGAAACCUGCGGCGAGACAACGCAAGAUGGUACCUGGAUCAACUAAACGCUGACCGGGAAGAGAAGGCACUGGAACUGGGCUACGUUGACUUGCUUGAGCAAGGAGAAAUUCAAGCUGGACUUCAUGUGGCCAACCAGAGAGGCGAUCAGGAGCGUGCUGCUGCAUAUGCCAUGAGCCACAUCAACGCUUCCCUGCGGAGGGGAAUCGCAGAGGAGACAUUGCGGGCCCUGGCAAACCCCGAGGCUCAGCUCCCGGAGGUCUUCUCCUUUGCCGCUGAGCUCUACCAGCGAGAACUGUCUGCUCUGCAGCGGCAGCACCCCCAGGGGGAGCUGGCCCAAGAGGAGCUCUUCGUCGCGGUGGAGAUGCUGUCCGCAGUGGCGCUGGUCAACCAAGCCCUGGAGGACGGAGACAGCUCCAGCUUCUGGAGGAGCCUCCUCAGCUCGUGCCUGGGCCUCUCCGGUGUGGAAGAGGGCCACGCGCAGCGUUAUUUUGAGAGCCUGUCAAAACAGAAGUGCCUCUUUCGGGAUACACGGCGUGACUUCCUGAGCUGGAACGAUAUCCAGGCCUCGGUGAAUGACGUGAACGCCCUCGUCCGCGAGGAGGGGGAGAAAAUCCUUGCCGUCCGGCUGAUCAACGAGGCUCUGCUGGGUGCCUGUCCAGAGAGGACCCUCACGGCUCUGCUCCUGCCGUCGGCCGGCCUCUGUGAUGUGAUGCUCCCGAGGGCCAAGCGAUACCAUUUCGUUCUGGUCCAGAUGUUGAGGCAGAAAGCCCAGGUGACGGGAGAUGCCGGAGCGCUCCUGUGGUGGGAAGAAAUCCAGGAGGGGGUCUGCAGGGCCAACCAAGACGGCGAAGCUGCACUCCAAAUGGCCCUGGGCGUCGCCGCCAUUAACCAGGCCAUCAGGGAAGGGAACGCGGCCCAAACCGUCCGAGUCCUGCGCAAUCCGCACGUGGGUCUCUGUGGCGUGGUGGUGGAGUGUGCCGCGGCUUACCAGGCGCAGCUCUGUGCCGUGGCGGCUGCACGAAAGCCUGCAGGGGACUCAAAAGCGCCCUGGGUGCGGCACCGACUGAAAGAUGGCACGGAGUACUACUUCAGCCUGCGGUCCUUUGAGGGCUCGUGGGAGCAGCCCAAGCCCCUCGCCCUCCGCACGGCCCACCUCAGCCGGGAGGAGAUCCAGGCGGCCAUAGCCCGAGUGACCUCCGCCCAUGACCGGGAGCGCCUGUGGGGAUCCAACGUCCGGCUUGUCAUCCGGCUGCAGGCCCGCAUGAGGGGCUUUCUCGUCCGUCGCAAGUGGGCGGCGCGGCGACGGUUCCUGUCCCAGCAGGUGCCGGCAGCUGUUAAAAUCCAGGCCUCCUGGCGCGGAUACCUGCAACGCAGACGCUACCUGGAGAGGCUGCGCCACUUGCGGAGGAACACGGCUGCUGUGAUCAAAAUUCAGUCCUGGGUACGGAUGUGGCGUGCCCGAAAACGGUACCUGGAACGCUUGCGCUACUUCAGGGAGAACGUUGCAGCUGUGGUUAAGAUCCAGGCCUUCGUGCGAGCCAAUAAGGCAAGAGAAGAUUACAGGAUGUUGGUGCACAGCAGGAGCCCCCCCAUCAGCAUCGUCCGGCGCUUUGCCCAUCUGCUGGAACAGAGUCAGCGCGACUACGAGGAGGAGCUGGAGCUGCUGGCUCUCCAGGAGAACGUGGUGAGGGGAAUCCGCUCCAACCAGCAGCUGGAGAGCGACCUCAACCUGAUGGACAUCAAAAUCGGAUUACUGGUCAAGAACAGGAUCACUCUCCAGGAGGUGGCAUCGCACUGCAGGAAGCUGACCAAGAAGAACAAGGAGGAACUUUCCAGUAUGAUGGACUGGAGCAAGGAGAACGGGCUGAAGGCUCUCAGCAAGGAGAAGCGGAAGGCCCUGGAGGCCUAUCAGCACCUCUUCUACCACCUGCAGACUCGCCCGGUGUAUCUGGCCAGGCUGAUCAUGCAGAUGCCUCCAAACAAGUCCACCAAGUUCAUGGAGUCGGUGGUCUUCAGCCUCUACAGCUAUGCCUCCAGCGCCAGAGACGCCUACCUCUUGCUCCAGCUCUUCCGGUGCGCCCUGCAGGAGGAGAUUGCGUCAAAAGUGACUCAGCUCCGGGAGAUCCUCACGGGGAACCCAACCGUGAUCCGCAUGGUGGUGAGCUUUUAUCGCAACGCUCGUGGGCAGAACGCCUUGCGCCAGAUCCUGGGAGAGCCGGUGCAAGAGGUCCUGCAGAACAGAAACCUGAGCAUCCGCAUGAGUCCUGUGGAGAUCUACAGGGGCUGGAUCAACGAAAUGGAGUCGCAGAGUGGGCAGAAGAGCAAUCUUCCGUACAAUGUCACCCCCGAACAAGCCCUCGGUCACCCUGAGGUCCAGAGGCGGCUGGACACCUCCCUCGGCCAUCUCCUCGUGCUGGCAGACAAGUUUCUCUCGGCCAUCCUCUCUUCGGUGGACAAAAUCCCGUAUGGGAUGCGCUACAUGGCCAAAGUCCUGAAGACAACCUUGACUGAGAAGUUUCCAGAUGCCUCCAAGGAAGAGGUCUACAAGGUGGUGGGGACUCUGCUCUAUUAUCGCUUCAUGAACCCGGCAGUGGUGGCCCCGGACGGCUUUGACGUUGUGGAUCUCUCCGCUGGAGCGCCCCUGCACCCUGACCAGCGGCGCAAUUUGGCCUCUGUGGCCAAGAUCCUGCAGCACGCGGCUGCCAACCAGCUUUUUGAGGGAGAAAACCGCCACUUGAACGUGGUGAAUCAGUACCUGGAGGAAACGCAUCAGAAAUUCAGGGCAUUUAUCAGCGCAGCCUGUUCAGUCCCUGAGCCGGAGGAGAGAUUUAACGUGGACGAAUAUUCCGAGAUGGUGGCCAUCACCAAGCCAGUGGUCUACAUAACCGUUGGGGAGCUGGUGAACACCCACAAGUUGCUCCUGGAGCACCAGCGCGCCCUGGCUCCCGAUCCCCAGGAUGUUCUGCACAAGCUUCUGCAAGACCUUGGAGAGGUGCCAACCGUCCCCUCGUUAAUCGGCCACAGCCUGGGCCAAGGGGCGAACGGUAACUGGGAGCAGGCGUUGUCUCAGCUCUCCAGAAUGGAGCUCUCACUCACGCUCAGCGGCAAACGCGACGGGGUGGAAGCUGACGCCGAGGGCGAGGACGAUGCCAAAGGCCUGUGGCUAAGUACCAAGCAGAUGCUGGUGGAUGUGAUCCGGUCACAACCUGGAGACUCCCUGGCUGAGAUCCUGCACACGCAGGCGUCGGAGGACGAGGAGCGGCUCCACCGUCGGCUCGUGCGGAGCAGGGCCCUCUGCGCGCCCCAGAGCCAAGAGGGGGCCUGGCGCUGCCCCCCGCAGUCUGGCAGCGGCUCCCUUUCCCUCGCGGAGAAGAAGAAGAAAAUCGUCAGGAGUCUGCAGCGCCUGGAGCCCCUGGGCUGGGGGGACCCGGCCGGCCCGGCCCAGGCCCUCCUCGGCGAGAUUGCCAAGGACAUCCGCUCCCGGAGGCAGCACCGGCAGCGCCGCAGGGCACAGCUGGCGAGGCUGCAGCAGGCCUCACGGGGCCUCGGCUCCAAGCGGAGGUUCUUCGAGGAGCAGGCGGACUACUACCAGCAGUACCUCCGGACGUGCCUGGACAACCUGGCCGCUGGAAACAGGCCCAACAAGAAACAGGCGGUGCUGCAUUACACGGCGGCCCGCCUGUUUGAAAAGGGCGUCCUGCUGGAGAUCGAAGACCUCCCGUCAAACCAACUUAGAAAUGUCAUUUUUGAAAUUAUUCCUUCCCGGGAGGCUGGCAAGUUCCAAGUCAAGGCGAAGUUUAUGGGGAUCGAUAUGGAAAACUUCCAGCUUCAUUACCAGGACCUCCUCCAACUCCAGUAUGAAGGCGUUGCCAUCAUGAAAAUGUUUGACAAAGCCAGAAUCAACGUCAACCUUCUAAUCUUCCUUCUGAACAAGAAGUUUUUCAAGAAGUAAUGGGGGAGGGGGGUGCUUUGGGCCAUGGCUGUGGAAUAUUGGGGGCCGUGUGGGAAAGAUGCCAAAGAGAUAGUGGGGCUUGCUUUACUGCAGAUCUGCUUCAGAGAAACCCAGAACCACCCACUCGGGGGGACCCUGUGGGCAUCUGGGCCGGACCCCUCGCUGGCAGAUCUUUGCAUGGCAGAACGCUUCCUUGUGCAAUGAGCAUUUCUUGCAUGUAGAAUGCUGGCACAGUAUAUCAAGGGUAGGCUAGUUUUCUAGGUGCAAAGCACUUCCUCUGCAAUCCAGCCCACCCCUGCAACGGUCAGUUCAGCCUAGAUGUCCGCUCUCCAGUUCCUAAAGCUCAGUGCCCAGGGAAGAGCUGCUAAAUGUCCUGGGAAGCAAAACGCCCAGCUCUCUCAGUUGCUAGAGUUGGAGGAGGCAGACGGUGUCCACCCAGGCGAGCCUUCCUCCUGCUUUCAUCCAUCCUCUGGACCCCACAGCCUCGGUCGGUGGCCCUGGCGUUUUGGAGUGGCUGUUUGUUUUCCAAGAAAUGGGGCAGCUGGCAGGAGUCCGGCUGGGGGUCUCAUGCUGCUCGCGCUAUAGAGAGGAGGGACGGAGGGAGGGUGUGUGCAUGAGAGAAAGAGGCAUUUUAAAACUUGUCACUCACAAUCCUGAGAGUUUGCACAGAAUCAACUUUCCUCAGAAUGGAGAGUUUUACAAAUUCAGAUAGUUUGAAACAGAAGCUGCCAAGUUGUCCAAGGGCUCAAUUAUUUUUAUACCAGCACUUGGGAGGCUGCUGAAAGCUGAGAAUUUAGAAUUCUUCCCUGAUAAUUUAAGUUUUCAAUCAAAAGAAUAUGAUAAUUAAGUAUCAAGUUUGCACAGAAUGUUAACGUUCUCAGGCAUUUUAUUAAAAUCUGCAAUAAAUUCCAUUAUUCAAUUUUUUAAUACCGUAAAUGUUGUCUACUAGAUAAUUGCUAUGGGUGUAACUGUGAAGGACUUCUGCUUUAUGUUUUGUACACCAGGUUUUCAAAUACUCAAAAAUUAUGUCAUCGUCCACACAAUUCACUA